This is a messenger RNA of Folsomia candida, 1212 nucleotides long. RefSeq names its product patellin-4-like. The transcript has 7 exons. The record is from RefSeq and is a predicted model, not a curated record. Gene Ontology annotation, cellular component: cytoplasm. NCBI's taxonomy places the organism in Eukaryota, Metazoa, Arthropoda, Collembola, Entomobryomorpha, Isotomidae. Bases 225 to 1103 code for a protein of 292 amino acids.
CUGGCUGAUUGGCUUGUUUCCACGCAACUGACAAUGUAUACUUUCCUCCAGCCAUGCAAUUAAGACAAAACAAAGGCAAACUGAAAGCAUCUUAAUAAAUUGUUUAUAAUAAUGUGCUACUUGGACAGGUUUUUCUCAGUUGCACCAAAUUCAUAGCUCCAGUCUUAUCGCACACACUAUUGUUUAAUCAUUUCAUUAUACAAAAUAUUUAAAUUGUUCAGACAAUGAUUUGUUUGCGUAAAGCUGUGAUUAUAACAUUUUUCCUGGUUUCGGUUCUUUUCCGGUUUUCGGUGGAAUUAUCCUUGAAUGAAUUUCUUACACUUUCAGAAGAUCAAAAAAUUAAAUUGGACACUUUUAGAGAACUAAUCAGUCCCCGACUUCCGGAGGAUUACAUGAGAAAAGAUGUCUACCUUAUUCGCUGGUUAAGAGAUAGUGAUUUUGAUAUCCCAACUGCUGAAAAACGUCUCAUGAAUUUGGUCUCUUGGAGGAAAGAAAAUCAAAUGGACACCAUUUUCCAAGAAGACUGGGAGAAGUUUGAUUACGAAUUUAAAAUUCACGUGGAGGGUUGUGAUCGGGAUAAAAAACCAGUGAUAUCGGUGCCGGUGGAUUGGGACGUGCGACGCAUUGUCAUAAGUGGCGAAUCCAAAAAAUUUAUGCGAUAUAUUGAUCGAAUAUUUGAAGAAGCAGAUUUGAUGGUGAGGAAAAUGACGAAUGAAGGACAAAAUGUGACCCAAAUCACCAUGCUGUUUGAUUUAAGUAACUUUAACCUUAUUCAACAAGGAUGCGGACGAUGUCUUACAGCGUACUUUUACCUGAUAACGACAUAUGAGAAGCAUUUUGUCGGUUUAAUUCAUAGGAUCAUUCUAAUUAACACUCCCGAAGUAUUCCUUCCAUUGUACGACAUCCUAAAAACCGCCCUGUCCAAACAGACGCGUGACAUAAUCACCGUUUUGGGGAGGGACAAAGCAAGCUCGUUACGACACCUUUCGGAGGAAAUCGACAAAGAUCAGUUAUCUCGAAAGUACUUGGGAUCAAAGAAAGAAUCAUUAGAUUUCCAAGAGUUGCGAGACUCGGGAGAUACAUAUAAAUGUACAAAUUCUUAGAAAUUAUACUUAAUACGAUAAAACAGGUAUUGUAUUUAUCAGUUGAAUAAAAAAGUAUUUUCUAAAAUGUUAGAAAGAUUGAAAGUUAAAUAAAUAAUUUAUAAGAGUG